CGAUUCCAAAUUUCUUUGAGAAGCUUCAGUCUUGAACGUUGAACACAAACUUUUUUUCUUUUCAAAACAUAGUUUGACUUUUUCCACCAUUUCACAUCGCAGUUUUAAAAAGCGUGCCAUUUUUUGUUUAUUAUUCAUACACAUAAAAGUUGGCAGAAAUUCAGUUCACCGUAUUCCUACUUCCAAACUGAGAUCUCUCUGUCUACUUCCCAUUAAAAAAAAAAAAUCUCCAUUUUUUUUUUCUAAUUUCAGUAAUGGCUGAUGCAUUGACGGAGGAGCAGAUUGCUGAGUUCCGGGAGGCCUUCUCCCUAAUCGAUAAAGAUUCCGACGGGAUGAUCACAGUGGAAGAAUUGGCAACAGUGAUUCAAUCUCUGAAUGAACAUCCAACAAAAGAAGAAAUCCAAGAAAUGAUGAAUGAGGUUGAUGCAGAUGGAGAUGGCACUGUGGAUUUCGAGGAGUUUUUGAGUAUUAUGGCAAGAAAAAUGAAGGAAAAUGUUGCAGAGGAAUUGAAAGAAGCUUUCAAAGUUUUCGAUCGAGAUCAAGAUGGAUUCAUAUCAGCAAUUGAGUUGAGGAAUGUGAUGCUGAAUUUGGGAGAAAGAUUAAGUGAUGAAGAAGCUGAACAAAUGAUAAGAGAAGCUGAUUUAGAUGGAGAUGGGCUUGUUAGCUAUGAAGAAUUUGUGAGGAUGAUGAUGGCUUCUGCAGCUUUCUAAUUAUCUCUUAUUUCUUUUAUUUAUUUGCCAUCUAAUUUGUUAUAUUUCAAAAUUUUAGAUAAUCUUCUUAUUAUCUCAAUAAUUUAGGGACUAUUACUAUGAAAUGGAGAAGCCACAAUUACGAUGUGACGUGUAUAUUACUAGCAUGGAUUGAAAUGAUUAAUAUAUAGUUCCCUCUA
Messenger RNA from Salvia miltiorrhiza (redroot sage), 889 nucleotides. RefSeq names its product calmodulin-like. Bases 255 to 710 code for a protein of 151 amino acids. The transcript has 4 exons. The record is from RefSeq and is a predicted model, not a curated record. NCBI's taxonomy places the organism in Eukaryota, Viridiplantae, Streptophyta, Magnoliopsida, Lamiales, Lamiaceae. Gene Ontology annotation, molecular function: enzyme regulator activity; calcium ion binding.